This is a messenger RNA of Aureococcus anophagefferens, 1545 nucleotides long. RefSeq lists its product as hypothetical. The record is from RefSeq and is a predicted model, not a curated record. Lineage: Eukaryota; Pelagophyceae; Pelagomonadales; Pelagomonadaceae. Bases 26 to 1207 code for a protein of 393 amino acids. The transcript has 4 exons.
CAAGGUCCACUUCAUCGAUUCAGCGAUGGCGGACCAACCCAAAGUGCAGACUGAUGAAGAGGUUGAGCGGUCGGAUGAGGAGGUGGAGCUAGAUAUAUCGAAUAGCGACGUUUGCACCAAGUACCGAGAAGCGGGGAAGAUUGCGAACCUGGCGCUGCAGGGGCUUGUGCUUCAAGUCAAGCCUGGAGCGAAGGUCCUCGACCUCUGCAAGUUUGGGGACAUGGUUAUCACCAAAAAGUGCGGAACCAUUUAUCAAAAGAAGGUCAAAGGCAAGGCCAUUGAUAAAGGCGUCGCAUUCCCAACUUGCGUAUCAGUGAACGAGUGCGUCUGCCAUAAUUCACCACUCGAGUCAGACGCAAACAUUGAUGUCCUCAAAGACGGUGAUAUGGUAAAACUGGACGUUGGUUGCUACGUGGAUGGCUACAUUGCUGUUGCUGCGCACACAAUGUUGUGUGGUGAACAACCGAGUUUAGACAACCCGCUCUUGGGUUCCCAGGCAGAUGUCCUCCACGCAGCACACGUUGCCUGCGAGGUUGCACAAAAAUUGCUGCGGCCGGGGAAUACCAACUCCCAAGUGACCAAGGCCAUUCAUAAGGUUGCUGAGGACUUCAAUGUCAGAGCGUGUUCAGGUGUGCUCUCGCAUCGCAUGAAACGAUUUGUCAUUGAUGGUAACAAAGUCAUUCUUCUUCGCGAGGAGACUGAUCAGAAGGUAGAGGACUUUUGUUUCGAACUCAAUGAGGUUUACUCCAUCGAUGUCGCCAUGUCAACUGGUGAUGGCAAGCCAAAAGAAAUGCAGUCUCGGACCACCAUCUUUAAACGCUCUGUAGACAAGAACUACAUGCUAAAGAUGCGUUCGAGCCGAACGCUUUUCAAUGAGGUUAACGCCAAAUUCCCUGCUUUACCAUUCACUUUGCGCGCGCUUGAAGACGAGCGACAGGCACGCAUGGGUGUCGUUGAAUGCCUCAAACACGAGCUCAUCCAUCCCUAUCCCGUUCUCUUUGAAAAGAAAGGAGACCACAUUGCUCAUUUUAAAUUCACGGUUUUACUCCUCCCCAGUGGGCCCACACGUAUCACUGGUCUGAAAUUUGAGGCGGAGACUAUCAAGUCCGAUAAGAUUCUCUCAGAUGAUAUCAACGCCAUCAUGUCCCUCGCCUCCAAAAAAAAGAAAAAGAAGCCGAAAAAGAAGGUUGCACCGGAUGCCGCUUAAAUCCUGUCCUUUCGGUUCUUUGCCUAGUGAGUGCUUUGUCUUCCUCAUCGAAAGGAACCUUUGGAACUGCCUGGAAUACAAGAUGCAUGCGAAUUACACGCUAUUACGCGAGCGAUAUCCCUAUCCUCUAGCAUGACGCCGACCGUCCUGGGGCAUUGAUUCGGUGGGUCUUGUCGAUUGUCCUUAAGCUGUGCACGGGUGCGGUACUGCGCCGAGUCGCAAUCCCUGAGCACGCACCUGGGUCGCUGGCGCGUGGCCACACCAGCCUAGAGAGACAGGGAGAACCUCGUAUAUUUAGCGGCUCGCUAGCACCGUUCUCUCCAUAAGCUCCCAUGGUG